Molecule: messenger RNA, 2260 nt
Organism: Acomys russatus (golden spiny mouse)
Lineage: Eukaryota; Metazoa; Chordata; Mammalia; Rodentia; Muridae
Gene: Slc5a10
Product: solute carrier family 5 member 10
Exons: 15
Coding region: 82-1875 (597 amino acids)
Biological process (GO): transmembrane transport
Cellular component (GO): plasma membrane
Molecular function (GO): D-glucose:sodium symporter activity
Source: RefSeq, a predicted model, not a curated record
GAUCAAUUACUUCUGCUCAGAAAGCCCUUCGUGACCUAGCUUCUCCUACGUCCCUGGACUCAGAGUGACACUUGCUGCAGGAUGGCAGGGGACAACUCCACGGAAGACUUCCACGCUCCAGGAUCCCAGCUGAGCAUCGCUGACAUCAUUGUCAUCGCUGUGUAUUUUGCCUUGAACGUGGCCGUGGGCAUAUGGUUUGCUUGUCGAGCCAGCAGGAACACGGUGAGCGGCUACUUCCUGGCAGGCCGAGACAUGACUUGGUGGCCGAUUGGGGCCUCCCUCUUUGCAAGCAGUGAGGGGUCUGGCCUCUUUGUAGGACUGGCGGGCUCAGGCGCUGCUGGAGGCCUGGCUGUGGCAGGCUUCGAAUGGAAUGCUACGUAUGUGCUUUUGGCACUGGCAUGGGUGUUUGUACCGAUCUACAUAUCUUCAGAGAUCGUCACCCUGCCGGAAUACAUUCAGAAGCGCUUCGGUGGCCUGCGUAUACGCAUGUACCUAUCUGUCCUGUCCCUGCUGCUGUCCGUCUUCACCAAGAUAUCGAUUGACCUGUACGCGGGAGCCCUCUUUGUCCACAUCUGCCUGGGCUGGAACUUCUACCUAUCCACCGUCCUCACCCUCACCAUCACGGCCCUGUACACCAUCGCAGGAGGCCUGGCCACUGUGAUAUACACAGAUACCCUGCAGACGGUCAUCAUGGUGGUGGGCGCUGUCAUUCUGGCAGUCAAAGCUUUCAACCAGAUCGGUGGUUAUGAGCAGCUGGAAGCGGCAUAUGCCCAGGCCAUCCCCUCCAGGACCAUCCCCAACACCACCUGCCACCUGCCUCGAACAGACGCCAUGCAUAUGUUCCGGGACCCUUCCACAGGAGACCUCCCAUGGACUGGGAUGACCUUUGGUCUGACCAUCAUGGCCACCUGGUACUGGUGCACUGACCAGGUCAUCGUGCAGCGGUCCCUGUCUGCCCGGAACCUGAACCAUGCCAAGGCAGGCUCCAUUCUAGCCAGCUACCUGAAGAUGCUGCCCAUGGGCCUGAUGAUCAUGCCAGGCAUGAUAAGCCGAGCGCUGUUCCCAGAUGAUGUGGCCUGUGUGGUACCAUCCGAGUGUCUGCAGGCCUGUGGGGCUGAGAUUGGCUGCUCUAACAUUGCCUACCCGAAGCUGGUCAUGGAGCUGAUGCCAGUAGGUCUUCGAGGGCUGAUGAUAGCGGGAAUGAUGGCCGCGCUCAUGUCGUCGCUGACCUCCAUCUUCAACAGCAGCAGCACGCUCUUCACCAUGGACAUCUGGAGGCGGCUGCGGCCCUGUGCCGGAGAGCGGGAGCUGCUGCUGGUGGGACGGCUGGUCAUCGUGGUGCUCAUCGGUGUGAGCGUGGCCUGGAUCCCUGUCCUGCAGAGCUCCAACAGUGGACAGCUCUUCAUCUACAUGCAGUCAGUGACCAGCUCGCUGGCGCCUCCUGUCACUGCCAUCUUCAUCUUGGGCAUCUUCUGGCGGAGGGCCAAUGAGCAGGGGGCCUUCUGGGGCCUGAUGGCCGGGCUGCUGGUGGGCGCCCUGAGGCUGGUCCUGGAAUUCCUGUACCCUGAGCCACCCUGCGGCCAACUAGACACUCGGCCAGCCCUGCUCCGGAGUGUACACUACUUGCAUUUUGCCAUUGCGCUCUUCCUCCUCACCUGUGCUGUAGCAGCUGCUGGGAGCCUACUGGGCCGGCCCCCUCAGCAAAGGCAGAUUGAAAACCUCACCUGGUGGACUCUGGCUCCCAACCAGUCCUUAGGACGCAAUGCAGGUGAUGGCCAAACACCCCAGAAACGUGCUUUCUGGACCCGCAUGUGUAAUUUCAACGCCAUCUUCCUCAUGUGUGUCAACAUCUUCUUCUAUGCCUAUUUUGCCUGAUGCUGCCACCCCAGUGGAAAGGUGGGAGCUUCAAGUCCUCAGGGCCACCUUCCUUCCUAGCUUGGAUAUAGAAAUCCAAGGAAACAAAAUUUGUGUACAGUACCAAACGUCUGGUUGAGCCAGUAGACCUGGAGCUCUGAAAACAGAGUGGAGAAUCAUUUCAAAACAGCACUAAAGAAGUCAGAGUCGGGGAGAAAAAUUUUGUUAGACGUCUACUAGUCAAUGUUUUAUUUUGUAUAUGCAGGUACAGGUUGGGAGCAUAGGGUAUGCCAGACUCACAGCUUGAAGGGUGUUGGGCCAGCCCUGGACUCAGGGAGAACCUCAGGUGCCUACAGCCUGGGCUCUUCAAGGGACUAAAGACAACCACAGAGGUUCUGUCUGUCUG